Messenger RNA from Chanos chanos (milkfish), 2957 nucleotides. It is a transcript of the gene dll4, whose product is annotated as delta-like 4 (Drosophila). Gene Ontology annotation, cellular component: protein-containing complex; plasma membrane. NCBI's taxonomy places the organism in Eukaryota, Metazoa, Chordata, Actinopteri, Gonorynchiformes, Chanidae. The record is from RefSeq and is a predicted model, not a curated record. The transcript has 11 exons. Gene Ontology annotation, molecular function: calcium ion binding. Gene Ontology annotation, biological process: heterophilic cell-cell adhesion; cell communication; establishment or maintenance of epithelial cell apical/basal polarity. Bases 376 to 2448 code for a protein of 690 amino acids.
UGGUAGUGUCGUGGGGCAAUCCCGACGUACAAAGUUAAGUACCAAAACAAGAGCUUAGCAAGUGGCACAACACAUACCGAUGUGAUCAUUGUGGAGUACUGAUCAUGCUAGGCGGAGACACUGAAACGGACUGGAGGGAUCAGACUGGAUAUUGAUCUUCCGCUUAACCUUCACCUUUUGGAUAACCUGGAAAUUCUCAACGUGUCCUCAGCGCUUCGGAGUGUCGACAAGAGGAGCUUUAGCAAAAGGACGUGCAAAAGGAUAUACAUUUUGUGGUCAUUUUGGUCUUUUUGUCGUUACACCUGUGAACUUGGAAUAAGGGCUUUCUGGGGAUAGUAUCGGUGGUGACAAGGCUGCCCAGGAGAAGCGAAAAGCAUGGCAGCUUGGUUCACCUUUACCAUCGCAUUUAGCACGACAGUUUUACCGCAGAUAUUUGGAUCCGGUGUUUUUGAACUCGAUCUUCAAGAAUUCAAAAACAGCAGAGGUUUGCUAGCGAAUGGCAAGACAUGCAAACCUGACUGCAGGACCUUCUUCCGAGUGUGCCUUAAAAACUACCAGGUAGUUGUGUCUCCAGGUGAAUGUAUCUUUGGAAGUGCCAUUACGCCGGUGCUGGGGAAAAAUUCAUUCAGUGCAAGGGAAAGUGGCGCUUUCAGUGGACCAAUUCGACUACCUUUCAACUUUGGAUGGCCGGGGUCAUUUUCUUUAAUUAUUGAGGCAUGGUAUUCACCCUCCGCGGAUCCACCUGUAGACACAAGCAACCCUGAUUUUAUGAUUAGCUUUUUUGCAAUCCAAAGAAAGUUGGAGGUUGGGGACGAAUGGUCUCAGGAUGUUCAGACUUGGGAGCAGACGGAGUUAAGGUAUUCUUACCGGUUCAUCUGCAAUGAAAAUUACUACGGCGACAGUUGUUCCAAAAUAUGCACACCCAGGGACGACCGUUUUGGCCACUACACCUGCAACCCAGAUGGGCAGUUAUCCUGUCUCCCGGGCUGGAAGGGAGAGUACUGCGAAGAACCCAUCUGUCUUGAGGGGUGCAGUGAAGCAAACGGAAACUGCUCUAAGCCAGGAGAGUGUGUGUGCAGAGAGGGCUGGCAGGGCACAUUCUGCACUGAGUGUAAGAAAUAUCCAGCGUGCAAACACGGCACCUGUGAGCAGCCAUGGCAAUGCAACUGCAAAGAGGGCUGGGGUGGACUCUUUUGUGAUCAGGACCUGAAUUUCUGUACUCAUCACAAGCCCUGCGUGAAUGGAGCCACCUGCAUGAACACAGGACAGGGCAGUUACACCUGUACCUGUCGGCCAGGCUACACGGGGGUGAACUGCGAACUGGAGGUCAAGGAGUGCGACAGCAGCCCCUGCAGGAACGGAGGCCAAUGCACAGAUUUGCCUAAUGGAGGCUACGCGUGUACCUGCUUGAGGGGAUUCGAGGGUGAUCAUUGUGAACACAGCCUGCUUACCUGUGCUGAUUCACCCUGCUUCCACCACGGCACGUGCCACGAGAGAGAUAACGGACGGAGCUACUCCUGCGAGUGCCCGCGUGGCUACACCGGCCUGAACUGUGAGAGAAGAGUGGACAAGUGCUCCGCCGUCCCAUGUGCUAAUGGAGGGUUGUGUGUGAUCCUCGGGGAUAUUCGUAAGUGCAGUUGUCGGACAGGCUUCGCAGGACAGCACUGCGAGAUUAACAUCAACGACUGCGCGGGGCGAAUCUGCGCUAAUGGCGGUACCUGCUACGACGGCCUUAACGACUACACCUGCUCCUGCGCGCCCGGAUUCACAGGACGCAACUGUGAGCGACCCAUCUACCCAAAUUUCAACACCUGCCCCUGUCUCAAUGGGGGCUCCUGUGCCCCUGCGGUCUCCGGUGGCUCUCCCGCCUGCUUCUGCCCCUCUGGUUUCACCGGAGCCCGCUGUGAGUAUUUCGCCGUCACCCUUCCCGUGGUCCCCUCUACCAGUAAUCCCCAGGAUGGCUUCCAGUGGGCAGCUAUCUCUCUGGCUAUCGGUCUAGUGGCACUGCUGGUGCUCUGCUGCAUGGUAGUUAUUGCACUACGUCACAUUCACGGGCAGAACAGGAGAGAGAGGACACAGGGCGAAACCAUGAACAAUCUCUCAGACACACAGAGGGAUAACCUCAUUCCCACUUCACAGCUGAAGAACACCAAUAAGACAGUAGCACUAGAGGUGGACUGCACGCCAGAGAAGUCCAACUACCUUCACAAGAACUAUCAUCUGGACUACAAGUCCUCAAAAGAGUUCAAGGAAGAACAGAUGUCUGAAGAGGAUAAAAGUCACAACUACAAAAAUAGUUUAGAAGAGAAGAUGCCGCUUAGUAGAAUGUACAGUGAAAAGCCGGAGUGUAGGAUAUCAACGAUAUGUUCCCCAAGAGAUUCCAUGUACCAGUCUGUGUUUGUAAUAGCAGAGGAGAGGAGUGAAUGUGUCAUAGCAACCGAGGUAUAAACUGUGGGGCAUAAAUCAAGUUAGGAGGAACGAAAGCAAAAUAAAAACACAAUCAAGGCAGAACCUUUUUUUCUGGAUUGUUUACAAAAACAAGAGACUGGAGAUUAUUUUUCAACAUCCGCUGCUGCCCGGAAAAAGAAAAAAAGAAAACUUGAGAACUGGAGAAAGUAGAUGGCAUCUGCUCUGUGAAAGGCAAUAGUUAUACUUUGAACAUUUGUAACAAGUGUUUGUGUACAGCACUGGACGUCUUACUUUUUUUUUUUUUUUUCGUCCCUCUGAUGUGGUAUGAGUUUUUGCUGUAUGGAAAAAACGGACGACCACACUACGAGAAAAAAAAAAAAAAAAAAAGAAAAACAGCAUAUUUUGGCAGUGAGGGGCGUUCUCACGGAGUGCCCAGCCGCCCACUCGGGGUAAUCACGGACAUAUCGCCAGCCAACAAAUCGUUGGAAGAUGCCAGCGAUUUCCAAACCUUCAGCCAGCGUUGUGAGCUAUGCAAGACCGGGAAGGAG